GCUGAAAUUAUACGUAUAAAUGAUCAAUUAUCUAUUGAAAUAUAUUAUGGAUUUAUACGAAUUAAAUUAAAUGAAAAUGAUUAUUUAGAUAAUAAUCGUUUGAUUAAUGAUGGUUAUUAUCAUUUAAUACAAAUUACAUAUGAUAUAACAGGAUAUUUAUCUUUAAAUGUUGAUAAUAAAGCAGUAAUAAAACAAUUAAAUUAUAAAUUAGUAUUUGAUAAACCAUUGGUAUUAUUAAUUGGACAAAAUCCAAUAUUUACAUAUCCAUUUCAGGGUCAACUCUAUGGUCUUGAAUCUGAUAUUUAUUCUAUAUUUGAUUUAAUAUCACAAACAUUCCAACGUAUUUCAUUCACACCUGUUCGAAAUACAUCUCUGCUGUCUUUUUCAUCACCUAUUAUUUAUCCAUCGUAUCGAAUCAAAGAUGAUUUUACGCGUUCAUCAUGUCCAUAUCAACCAAAUGAUGAUAUUUGUAUGAUAAUAUCUGAUACAAAUUCAAGUUUAUUAUCAUAUUCGAAUGUAACAAGUCAAGUAUCUCUUCCUAAACGAAUACCAUCUCGAUCUACAAUUAAAGUAACAUCAAGAACUUCCGUAAUAACUUCAACAACAUCCUAUCAACUAUUAACUUCUCAUAUAUUAAAUUCAACAAAUCUUAGUGAUAUUCCAGCAUUAAUUGUUUCAAUUCGUACACCCGAUACAAAUCGAUUUCGAGAUAAAUUUUAUUGGCAAUAUAUUUGGAUAUUUGCUAUAUUUUUUCUAUGUAGUAUUGUAUUCUGUAUGAUAUUAUGUAUCUGUGCUUGUAUGAAAUAUCGUCGAAAAGAUGCAGGCGUUUAUGAACUUGAAGAGACACAACGAUUUCGACCAUUAAUUGUUGAAAUACCGUCAUCACCCGGUGAAUAUAAUCAACAAGGAUUAAAUUCAACAAAAUCUCGAACAAAAAAACCUAAUAUCAAAUCACAUUCACGACGCAAACGUAAAAAAUCACCAUUAUUAACAGCAGAUGACCAGCGAGAAUUUUAUAUUUAA
Adineta steineri is the source of this 1023-nucleotide messenger RNA. Lineage: Eukaryota; Metazoa; Rotifera; Eurotatoria; Adinetida; Adinetidae. The record is from the annotation of a GenBank genome assembly.